UUCCCCCUAUAAAGGCACUUCGGCAGGAGUAAUGCUCUGCUGUUCUUGACUGACUACACAUCAGAUCUGUAACAGUGAAUGAUACAGAAGUAGCAGUGACACCGGAGGGAGAAAUUCGAAGGAGAAACUUGAAACAUCCUUUUUGCAAAACGAAACGCAUUUCCAGUUUAGUGUAUUGAUGAGAAGAGCUAUUGGAGUCAUGAUGGCUUCACAGAUUCUCUCUGCAUUCACUUUGGUGCUUCUCCUGUUUAAAGAGAGUGGAGCCUGGACUUACAGUGCUUCCACGGAAAACAUGACUUUUGAUGAGGCUAGCGCUUAUUGUCAACAAAGGUACACACACCUGGUCGCUAUUCAAAACCAGGAAGAGAUUGAGUACCUGAAUGCCACAUUCAGUCAUUCGCCAAGUUACUACUGGAUCGGAAUCAGAAAGAUCAACAACAAGUGGACCUGGAUAGGGACCCACAUGCCUCUGACUGAAGAAGCCAAGAACUGGGCUCCAGGUGAACCAAACAACAUGCAAAAGGGUGAGGAUUGUGUGGAAAUCUACAUUAAGAGGGAAAAAGACUCCGGCAAGUGGAAUGACGAGAGAUGCAACAAAAAGAAGCUUGCUUUGUGCUACACAGCUGCCUGCACCAACAUAUCCUGCAGUGGCCAUGGGGAAUGUAUAGAAACCAUCAACAACUACACCUGCCAGUGUCACCCCGGUUUCAGUGGACUUAACUGUGAACAAGUUGUGACCUGCCAAGCACAGGAAUUUCCUGAGCAUGGAAGCCUGGAUUGCACUCACCCUUUUGGGAAGUUCAGCUACAAUUCUUCCUGCACUGUCAGCUGUGAGAAAGGGUACAUCCCCAGCAGCACAGAGGUUCUGAGGUGCACUUCCUCAGGGGAAUGGAGUGCCCCUCCUCCAAUCUGCAAUGUGGUUCAAUGUGAUACUUUAACAAAACCUGCCAGUGGCUCCAUGGACUGUUUUCAAAACUCUGGACGCUUCCCAUGGAACACAACCUGUGCAUUUGAAUGUGAGGAAGGAUUUAAACUAGUAGGAGCCCAGCACCUCCAGUGUACCUCAUCUGGAAAUUGGGACAAUGAGCAACCGAUGUGUAAAGCUGUGACAUGUGGCACUGUCCACCGGCCUCAGAAUGGCUCCAUGAGUUGUAACCAUUCACCUGCUGGGGAGUACACCUUCAAGUCAUCCUGUGAGUUCACCUGUGAGGAAGGCUUCAUGCUGCAGGGGUCAGCCCAGGUGGAAUGCACUGCACAAGGCCAAUGGACACAGCAAGCUCCAGUUUGUGAAGCUUUUCAGUGUGAAGAGUUGUCCAGGCCAGAGAGAGGUUACAUGAGUUGUCUUCCUAGUGCUUCUGGAAAUUUCCAAAGUGGGGCCAGCUGUGAGUUCUCCUGUGAGCAGGGAUUUGUGCUGAAAGGAUCAACCAGACUCCAAUGUGGCCCCACAGGGGAGUGGGACAGCAAGAAGCCCACAUGUGAAGCUGUGAAAUGUGAUGUCGUCCACCAUCCCCAGAGAGGUUCCAUGAAGUGCUCCCAUCCCCCUACUGGAGACUUCACCUACCAGUCCUCCUGUGCCUUCAGCUGUGAGGAAGGCUUUGAAUUACAUGGAUCAGCUCAACUUGAGUGCACAUCUCGGGGACAGUGGACACAGAAAGUCCCCUCCUGCCAAGUGGUACAAUGUUCGAGCCUGGUGGUUCUUGAGAAGAUCAACAUGAGCUGCAGCGGGGAGCCUGUGUUUGGUACCGUGUGCGCAUUCGCAUGUCCUGAAGGGUGGACACUCAAUGGCUCUGCAGCUCUGACAUGUGAUGCCACAGGACACUGGUCGGGGAUGCUGCCCACCUGUGAAGCUCCCAUUGAGUCCAAUGUUCCCUUGGCAGUUGGGCUUUCUGCAGCUGGAACCUCCCUUCUGACAUUAUCAUCAUUUCUCCUCUGGCUUCUGAAACGCCUUCAGAAGAAAGCAAAGAAAUUUGUUCCUGCCAGCAGCUGCCAAAGUCUUGAAUCAGAUGGAUCCUACCAAAUGGCUUCUGAGUUAAUUUAAAUCAGCAACACAGGCAUAACCAGGGAACUAGUAGAGCAAAACUUGAAGAUGGCAGAGACUGAGAGCUCAAUGGAAUCCCCAGGCCUUCUCACCUGCUGUACCUGCCCCUUUACUGUUGGGACUGCAGCACCCACAGGGACUUCAGUGGACCCUAAAUCAGGGUGCAAGGCAGCCUGCCCCCAUCUCCCCCCCCCACCAAAAGAUGCAGUUUUCUCUUCCUAUUCUCAGGAUCUGGAAAGUGCUGGCUAGUGAGGGAAAGGAUAGUUUCGUCCAGGCAAAAGUGAAGAAACCAAGACUAAGGAGUCUCGGAAUUUCUUUUCUAAUUCUUGCCUCACUGUGAAAUCUUGAUGGAAAAACAUAACAUUUUAUGGCACUGUUUGUUUUUUUCCCUCAUGGUGUUUCAGCUGUUGAUUAUGUAAUUACUGUGACAAGGAAGAAUAAUAAUUGUAAAGAAUUUAGAGGAAACAAAUUGGCCAAAAAUAAUCAAUUACCAACUUGAAAAAAAUAAUAAAAUUUUAAUGCCCAUUAAGUAACUGCAAUAGGCAAGGUUGUUGAUGGUGCAAAUCCUUCUUAAUAUUCAGUGCAAGGAUUCCUAAGCAUAUUUUUAAAUCACUUUUAUCCCUAUGGAAUUCAGUACUUUCAAAAGUCUUCUUAGAGAUUGCAUUCAUUUUACUUGCAUUGAAUGUAAUAUAAUCCUCCAUAAUUUCUAAUAAGUGUUGUAGAGACUUUUGAAAUAUUUAAAUAUUAGAUGUUUUGGUCACCACCUCUUUGUUUAUUAACAAAUUCUAAUAUAAAUCUGUAGUAAAUUUAUUUCAAAGAAAGGCAAAAAUCAACCUCUAACAAUGUGUAAUGUUAACCACUGUAAAUUUAUGAAUGUUUAACUAUUGUUGCUUUUUAAAAUAUGAAUAGUAUCAGAAGAACAAAAGCUGAAUGACACUCACUUGUACACUAAAUAAAUAGUAAAAAUAUUAUUCUGGUAUUUUUCCAGAAAUACGUAGUUUCCAUGUUAAAAAAACUCAGAUAUAUUUAAAAUUUAGCAGAAGAAUUCAAAAAAGAUAAACACAUGCAAUUUGCAGCAACAUGGA
Molecule: messenger RNA, 3123 nt
Organism: Talpa occidentalis (Iberian mole)
Lineage: Eukaryota; Metazoa; Chordata; Mammalia; Eulipotyphla; Talpidae
Gene: SELE
Product: selectin E
Exons: 14
Coding region: 179-2038 (619 amino acids)
Biological process (GO): response to cytokine; leukocyte tethering or rolling; heterophilic cell-cell adhesion
Cellular component (GO): external side of plasma membrane; membrane
Molecular function (GO): oligosaccharide binding; sialic acid binding
Source: RefSeq, a predicted model, not a curated record